AUGGAGUGGGAGGAUGGUGUGGGGAUGGGGUGGGAGGAUGGUGUGCAGAUGGUGUGGGAGGAUGGUUUGGGGAUGGUGUGGGAGGAUGGUGUGCGGAUGGUGUGCGGAUGGUGUGGGAGGAUGGUUUGGGGAUGGUGUGGGAGGAUGGUGUGGGAGGAUGGUGUGCGGAUGGUGUGGGAGGAUGGUGUGCGGAUGGUGUGGGAGGAUGGUGUGCGGAUGGUGUGGGAGGAUGGUUUGGGGAUGGUGUGGGAGGAUGGUGUGGGAGGAUGGUGUGCGGAUGGUGUGGGAGGAUGGUGUGCGGAUGGUGUGGGAGGAUGGUUUGGGGAUGGAGUGGGAGGAUGGUGUGGGAGGACGGUGUGCGGAUGGUGUGGGAGGAUGGUUUGGGGAUGGUGUGGGAGGAUGGUGUGGGAGGAUGGUGUGCGGAUGGAGUGGGAGGAUGGUGUGCGGAUGGAGGAUGCUGUGCGGAUGGAGUGGGAGGAUGGUGUGCGGAUGGAGUGGGAGGAUGGUGUGCGGAUGGAGUGGGAGGGUGGUGUGCGGAUGGAGUGGGAGGAUGGUGUGCGGAUGGAGUGGGAGGAUGGUGUGCGGAUGGACAUGGAAAGCGGUCUGUGA
This is a messenger RNA of Haliotis rufescens (red abalone), 609 nucleotides long. RefSeq lists its product as uncharacterized. Lineage: Eukaryota; Metazoa; Mollusca; Gastropoda; Lepetellida; Haliotidae. The record is from RefSeq and is a predicted model, not a curated record. The transcript has a single exon. Bases 1 to 609 code for a protein of 202 amino acids.